Ylistrum balloti is the source of this 2781-nucleotide messenger RNA. RefSeq lists its product as uncharacterized. Gene Ontology annotation, molecular function: non-membrane spanning protein tyrosine kinase activity. The transcript has 11 exons. The record is from RefSeq and is a predicted model, not a curated record. Bases 1 to 2781 code for a protein of 926 amino acids. Lineage: Eukaryota; Metazoa; Mollusca; Bivalvia; Pectinida; Pectinidae.
AUGCGCUGUCGGAUGAGAUAUCGCACAGGAUGGACAGUGUUUUUACUUGUUUGUUCGUUGAUCGGGGUAUUUCUAACCUACAGACAAAUCAGUAAUUCUAAACGUAAUGGAUCAUCAUUUUACAAAAAAUCAAAUCCAAAAUUCUAUAAACCUCAAGAUGCAUUUUUGAAAGAGUUUCACCAAGAUUAUGAUAAUCAUUAUCAUAGCAAUCAAAAUUCUGACAGAGAUUCUGUAAACGUUGAACAACAGGUACGUCCAGACUUCAGUGGUCAAAAUUUCCAAGGUGGAUCAUUUGGUAGAAGCAGAUUGGUUGCCAGAGAACCAGCUGACAUUAUGAGUAACAAGGAUGCAGUCAACAGUGGUAACACACCAUCUAUUGACAGGACACUGAAGUCAGAGUUUCUGAGUGUACUGAAAGAUUUGAAUCCUUCUGAUUUGGGGAAGGCUCCGGACGCAAUAGAAAUGGCUCUUAAAGUUAAGACAUUCCUCUUGGACUUGGACAUAUAUAGCAAAAUGACUUGUAAAGAUAUUGAUUAUCUUCGAGUGUCACGUUCAGUAAAGAUUACCCGUCGUAAAUUUGUCGAUCAGGCUUUCAUUGACAAAAGGGGGUCCGAAGUCAUCAUAAAAAGUCAGGCAGUGGAUUUGGACAGUAAGAUCAAAUGUAUGCAGUCAAGAUAUGAUGCGGACAAAUGCCAGGUGAUGGGAAACUACAAUUUAUUACGAGAGAUAGUAUUCUUGACGUUACUGAAACAUCCCAUCAUCAUUAAGCUUCAAGGUUACUGUAUCAGGGGUGAUAGCAUCAACUACAACAUCAGAAAGAAAGGUGUUAUUCUAGUCACUGAGCCAGGCAUGUCUGUGAAUAUUGGAAACCUAGCAUCAUACAGCUGGAGGUCCAAAAUCCUGUAUGCCAUACAGUUGACAGAUCUGCUGAAGUACCUGGAAAACAGCCCUCUUGGGAGUCUUUGUAUAGGGUCUGUCAAAGCUUCUGACUUUGUAUUGGUGGAUCAGUGGAUUAAGCUGGUGGAUUUGGAUGAAUUGUCUUUUGAGGAAAAAAAGUGCCAGGUGGAAUCAGACUGUAAAAUCAGUGGAGUAAGCAUGUACAAAAUUCCUUGUGAGAAUGGACGCUGUGUUGGUAGGAAUGUUAAGCAGAACCUCAGAACUUUGGGUGUUGAAUUGUUGGAAAAGCUGCUGGUCAAUCCACCUCCCUCUGAAAGUGAUAAAGUAUCUCAAUUGAAGCAAAAGAUCUUGACUCUGGAAAUCACAACAUCACAGUUGAUGGAAGAGCUUGAUCAGCUUAGAUCAACAGCAGAAAAAUUGGAUUCAUCACAAUGGAAACCCGUUGUAAAACCGAAAGUUCCUAUCCAGCCAGUAGUUAACCAACAGGAAAUGGAGAAACGCAGAAGAGAGGAAGAGAUCAUGGCUAAUAAGAUUUUGCCUAACUUUGGCAAGCCCGACGUGCAGCAUGACUAUGUGCGAAUAGCUGAAUCCAAUUUUCCUGGAAUGAAUGACUACACAUGUGCAGCAUCCCGUGUGGCCUGGGGAUGUGUGAUCACGGUGCAUAGCCUCACACAGGCCAAGGCGACCUGUGACUCUGAUCCUGUUUGUAAAGCUUUUGUUGUGUUUACCUCCAACCCAGAUAUUGCAACUUUGAUGACAAUGGUAGCAAAGAAUUCAGGCACUACAAAACCGGAACGAAACGCCGGAGCAACACUUUUCAUCAAAUCAUCUGAGACUGUAGGAAGAGGUCAGGUUGGAGGAAAAGCUGCACCAGUGUUUGUUACACCUGCUCCCGAGGUCAAACCCUCUAAAGAAACACCACUAGAAUGUCUAAAACACACAUUAAAUUUUACUAAUGAUGCCCGGGUUGCCCGUGAGAGGCGACUAAUGGCACACCUGGGGCUCAAAGGUUUUAGUGAUGGCGAUUGGGAGGCUAAGAUGCUCACUCAGAAAAUUGUAAAAGCACACAACAUGAAGACCGGCAAGACUGGGUCAAAUAUUGGAGGCAAGAUGCAGGUAGACCUACAGGGGCUGCAGACAGAGAAACAAUUCCUUCGUGGCAUCUUCCUUGCCGAGUCAGGACCAUAUCAGUACCAUAUUGCUCACAUGGCGGCCUUUAGACUGGACCGCAUACUUGGACUGUAUCAUACUCCGCCUUCCAUGCUAUGGUCUCUAUCCAAGGCUGACCUGGAAUUUGUGAAGGGAGAUAGUGGAUGGAAAAACAUCCUGAAUACACAAAAAUCUGAAUUUGGAUCACUUACAGGUUUGCUCACUGCCUCUGUACCUCGUGUGGUGAAGAAUGAGUCUGUUUAUAUCAACAAACUGGACGGAAUGACUGCAAACAUUGUGCCCUUCUCUCGCAUGGAAAAGAUGCAAUUGGAAUAUGUGCUGUUGUGGUAUCUUACGAAGACUCUUCACUCCAAAAACCUCCAUCUUGGUUACAAAGGUCACCUGAUCAACUUUGAGGCUGACCAAGCUUUCCAGGACACUAGUCUGGACCUACUAGGAUACUUUCAUCACUGUCAGUUCCCUAAUGUGGUGUACAAGGCCAUGUACUGCUUCAAAUGUCCAGCCAAGUCUGGACAGUCAUUACACUCAAUAUGUUCUCUAGGCAUGGAGGUGGUUGAUCAGGUGUUGGAUGCAGGUUACGAGAGACCUGAUAUAUACGUCAAUCACCUGAACUCGGAGGAAAUAGCCUCUCAGAUUAAUGUUGCUGCUGGAAAUGUUCUCAAACUUGUUGACAUGUGUAUUAAGGCUUUUGGAAGGGAAAAGGUGCUUUAUUGA